Molecule: messenger RNA, 591 nt
Organism: Parnassius mnemosyne (clouded apollo)
Lineage: Eukaryota; Metazoa; Arthropoda; Insecta; Lepidoptera; Papilionidae
Source: the annotation of a GenBank genome assembly
AUGGACCCCGUCAUUAUAACGCCGGACGAUGUAGCUGAGACGGUCCGAAGGGCCCCGAACUGGAAAAGUCCGGGGCUCGACGGGCUGCAUCACUACUGGCUGAAGGGGUUCGUGGUGUGUCACGCUGUGCUUGCCCGACAAUUUCAAGAGGCUCUCGACCAAAAGUCGCUCCCGAGCCUCUUCACUACUGGGAUCACUCAUUUGGUUCCUAAAGACCGGGAUACCAUAGACCCGAGCAAAUACCGCCCCAUCACGUGGUUACCCACGAUAUAUAAGACACUAACAUCCAUUUUGAGCGCGAGAAUCACUCGUCACCUGAACUCAAAUCAGGUGAUGUCGCGCGCUCAAAAUGGAUGUCGGGGCGGUGGUCGUGGAACCAAGGAACCACUCCUCAUUGACGCGGUCAUUGGCAAAGUGGUUAAACGCAACCGUCGGAACCUAUCCGCCGCCUGGAUAGACUACAAAAAGGCAUUCGACUCGGUGCCUCAUAAUGGCUGGAGAGGGUCCUCGAGCUGUACAAGGUUGACUGUACAGUUAGAGACUUCCUUGGGCAGUGUAUGGGGCAGUGGAGUACAAUCCUUUGUCAUCUGA